AUGAAGCAGUGCGUGUUGGAGAGCGUGCAGCUGGGCCGGGGAGCCGUGGCGCUCAGUUUCGGCCUCUCGGGGCUGCCGGGCGCAGAAGCGCCAGAGGGCCUCCUCGGCGCGGGCGCUUGCGUCUCGCUGCGCCUGGAGCUGGAGAUUUCGCCCAGCGAAAAAGUGGAGCGCGCCGCACAGUGCGCGGGACACGUGCGGCUGCCCCCCGCGCUGGCGGAGGUCGGCGGCGAGCUCAAGCCCGGCAGUUUCUUGGCAGAGAGCGGGGAGGGUGCCGUGUGGUCCUCGCUGCUUCCCGCCUCCCCUGGCCCGGGGGCCGAGCUGGUCCUGCUGGGCGCCAGGCUGGGCUUCCCCUCGAUGGUGAGGCCCCUGCAGCUGCUGCUGGAGGAGCUCGAGCCCCUGGCCGAGGGGGACCUGGGAGCAGCCGGCGCCUCGCCGCGGUGCGGCCUGAGGUGCUGGGGGGGCACGCCCACCACCGACGGCCAGAUCCUGCAGCACCUGCUCCCCGCAGACGUGCCGUACCGGCUCUGGGUCCUGGGCGGCAGCAGGCGCGGCGGUUGCGACCGCUUCGACCUGGAGGCCCGCGCCACGAGCGCGCCGGCGGCUCGGAUGCAGGAGUUCUACCUCGGCCCGCCCGCCUGGCUCUGCGAGGGCGCAGCCUGGCCUCCCCGGCUGGAGCAGCUCGCGGAGGGCGUGCCUCUCCCCGCGCCACGCGCCGUGGCUGGAGGUGCGGCGGGCGGGGCGCUGCGGGCGAGGCGCUUCGCUCUGCGCGACGUGCUGGAGCUGACGCGGCCGCCGCACGCCGAGCCCGGGGUGGACGGGCCGCAGCUGGCGGGCGGCCUGCGCACCCUGGAGCUGCAGGUGACGGACGCGUCGGUGCUGCGGCUGACCACCGACGCAGCGACAGUGCCGGUGCGCCCGCUGCUGAUGCAGGGCAGGUCCGAGCAGGAAUGGCAGCAGCCGCGCCGGCCAGACAGGUGGCCGGCGGCCCAGGUACCGCUAGCAGGGGGCGAGGUUCGGUACAGCAUCCACGCCGAGCUGCCGCCGGGGGAGUACACCCUCGCCUUCGUCACUGACUUCGCGGUGGGGGGCCUCCGGCCUUGCGCGUCCGUCUUCUUGCGGCUUGAGCUCGUGCCGCGGAAGGACUUGGACGCAGUCUCCGCUGGCGACGGCAUAGACGGCGAGUGCGCCAACGGCCGCGGCGAGAACAUGUUGGACGAGCAGGUGAAGGAGUGGACCUCGCCGCUGGACAGCUUCUUCGAGCGCGCCAUGAGCUAUCAGCUCACGCUGCCGCGGCCAGCCUCGCACGCGUGGCAGCCGCAGCAGGGCGUGCAGAAGCUCGCUCGCGCAGAGGUCGACCUCGCAGGCGGGAAGCCUUUCCUCCUGCGCGCCAGCGUGUCCUCGCCCUUCGCUGCGGCCGACAUCGGCAUCCAGGUCUUCUGCGGCUCCGCCGCGGUGGGAGACCCGCGCCCGGCACCCGACGGGACUGGCUACGUGGUCUUGGCAGGGCCGUUCUCCGCGGCGGGCCGCUACGCGGUCGAGGUCUUCCACGUCCCCCGGCGGCCCUUCGGCACCUCCAGCCAGAGGCACUGCGUGACCGUCUCCGUGGACCUCGCCGCGGUGGCCGCGGCCCUGCCGCCGCUGCCGCCGGGCGGCCCCGCCGAGCCCGCGGCCCUGGCGCUGGCCAGCGCGCCGCUGCUGAGCUCGGGGCCCUGCCGCCUGGGCUGCCCGGAGCUGCCGGCGGCGCUGGCGGCGACGCCCGGCCGGCCCGCCGUGAUCGACGGGGAGUUCCUGCUGCCCCGCGGCGGGCGGCAGGACAUCGAGGUCGCCGGCCCCGGCAGCGGCCCGUGGGUCGUGCGCGCGGAGGCGUCCUCCCCCGACGCGGAGGUGAGCGUCGGCGUGGGCGGCGCCCCCGCGCCGCCGCGGGGCAGGAGGACGGAGGACGCCCUGCUGGUGGUCGCCAGGGCACCCAUCAGGGUCACCGUGGAGGCCUCGCGCCUGCCGACGCCCACCGCGUGCCCCCUGCUGCGCCUCCACCUCGUCGUGGUCGCUGCUGCGGACGUGCCGUCCUGCCCCGGGGCGGCCUCCGACGCCGAGGCUGCGCGGGGCGAGGCGCACAGGCGGCUCCACGACCUCUGGGAGUUCCAGGAGGCCUUCAAGCCACAGCGGGUCGACACCGCCCGCAUGCGCUACUUCUCGCACUGGCUCGCCGGCGCGGGCGUGGGCGCCACGGUCAUGUUCCGGGUCCGCUCCGCCACCGCGGAGCUGCGGUUCGAGCUCGGCGUGCAGCCGCCGUGGUUGCCAGUCGAGGUGCUCGUCGAAGACGCGGAGGGGGUGACGGAUGGCCUGUGGGCCCGCGCGCGGCCGAGCGGGGGGCGGUUGUCCCUGCUGGCACCGAGCUUGCCGAAGGGCCUGUAUAGGCUGCACUUGCGUUCGUGGAGCCGGGUCUGGAAUAGUGCGCAAGACUUCCCGCUGACGCAGCGCUGUGCGCUCGUGACUGGCGCGGUGGUGUUUCUUGAGCCGUCUGGGCGCGACGCGUCGAACUUUCGGCAGGAGAUGCUCAACCUUGCAGAGUUGCUGGCCGUCUCGCCAUUGCCCGCCUCACUGGCACCCUCAUGGCUCCGGCCACAAGACGAGCUGCUGGCCUCGCAGAUGUACGCCGUGCCUCCCAGCGGCGGCGACACCAUCUUGAAGGUGGACGGGCCCCGCACGCUGCGCCUGGUGGCCGAGCCGGCCGACAUCCUCGCGCCCAGGCUGAGCUUGGAGGUGCGGCGAGAUGGCCCGGAUGGUGAGGUGGUGGCCUACCCCUCCGCGCUGAUGGGGGGCACGCAGGUCGCCCUGAGUCGCUCCGGCACCUACCUGCUGCGGCUGAUCCCCAGUGGCGAGUCCGCGUGCCCAGAUUGCGUCCACCAGUCCCUGCCGUUCUACCUCACCGUCGGCCUCUCGGCCGUGGUCGCCACCACCCCAGCCGCCGCGAACUGCCCCUCCGAGCCGCCUCUCGCGGAGAUGCGUGCGCUCGGGAUGGCGCCCUCGGGCCUCGCAGCUGCGCGCAGCUGGCGGCAUGUCGGGCGGUUCCGCGCUCGCAGGCUGCCAGGCCCCAUGCUCGUCGACAUGUACGUGCCGCGGCCUUCGGUUGCCCUCAUCGGCAGCUGGUCCGACUUCGCCUCCCGGCACGUGCGCGUGGGCUUCAAGACCCAGGAGGGCGUCUGGGUGGGCGAGCAGCGGAUGGGCACGAGCGCCUUGGAGAUCGAGCUGCCCCCCGGGCACUACACCUUCCAGGUGGAGGAGCCCUCCUGGUCGACGGACACUGGCUGCAUGGACUUCGGCAUCAUCGUGAGCCAGGCGGCCCUGCGCCCCAGCGUGUCGCAGACCUUCUCGCCGCAGCUCCGCGCGGGGGCCCUCGCCGCCGCCGCACAGGGCCCGGCGGGCGCCGCCUGGUCCUUGAGCCUGGGCGCGCGGUGCGACGCGCCGGGUGCCUCGCCGCUGCCGCUGGACGCCCUGUCGCCGUCGGGCGGCUCGGGCAGCCUGGGAGGGCCGCUGGGGCAGGACGGCCGCCUGCUGCUGCGGCACCGCGUGAUGCUGACGAACAUCCACGACGGCCGCAAGAAGGUGUUCCUCCGCCCACGCGGCGGGUCGCUCCUCCGCGUCGCCGUGGUCUCCGGCGACGCCGGCCAGGUGGAGGUCGCCCUGGAGGACGGGGCGCACCGCCCCCUGGAGCCGAGCGCCGCGCGCAGCCACGGGGCCGCGGGCUGGUCGGCGGCCUACGAGCUCCGCCCCGAAGACGCUGGCGGCGUCUGGCUGUCGUUCCACCGCGAGCACCAGGACGCGCACGCAUCCGGCUGCGCCGCCUUCGAGCUGCUGCUGCAGGCGGCGCCCGCCGAGGACGCCGCGGCGAUGUCGGUCUGCCCCAGCCGGAGCAACAGUCUGCAGGAGCUGGCGCGGCGGGCCGCAGCUGACGGAUCGGCGGAGGGCGUGGUGAUGCCUUUUCCAACAGCUGUCGAGGUUGCCACGUUCGAUAUCGACGUGGACCAGGCGUCGAUUGUGGAGGUGGAAGUGCGCUUCAAUUUCUUGCUGUCCGACGUGCAGGUCUGGAUGCACGACGGGGCGGACGCGGACGAGGAGGCAGAUUCCGAUAUGGGCGCCGCUGGCGCCGCAGCCGAGCCGCUGAACGCGCGCGUGUCUUUGCUGCUCAGGCUGCAGGCCGGACACCACGCCGUCCGAGUACGUCACCGACCCGCGCUACCGGCUGACAAGUUUCACUCCGCCGCCCCCUGCUUUCCGCUGCGCAUCUCCAUACGGCGUGCGGCGUGGUCCGGCACCGCUGUGGUCGCCAGCGCCCCGGCGGCCCCCGUCUCGCGCGCGGGGGACCUGGUGCUGGUGCUGCUGUCGCCGCAGCAGGCCCCGAGCUGGAGCAUGCCCUCUGUUGCUGGCGCACUCCCGUCCAGCGCCACUGCCUUCGCGGGGGGCCUGGUGUGCACCUGGGAUGGCCCCGCGCUCGUGGACAUGGCUUUGGGCGGCCUCGGCCGUGAGCUGCGCACCGGCGGCGGGCAGGCCGGGACCGACAGCCCGCACAUGGCCCUGCCCGUGAGCUACGCCGGCGCGGCCUCUGGCGAGGUGGUGGUCCUCACGGGCGAGGGCGGCGGCCGCCCCUGGGCGGGGGGCCCAGGGCCCGAGCUGCUGCUGCCUGCGAGGCCCUGGCUGCUGGCGGCCGCGGCCGCCCGCUCUGGCGCCACGGCGCCCGUUGGCGCGGUGCCCGCUGCGCCGGCGGCCCCCUCC
This is a messenger RNA of Prorocentrum cordatum, 4773 nucleotides long. Lineage: Eukaryota; Dinophyceae; Prorocentrales; Prorocentraceae. The record is from the annotation of a GenBank genome assembly.